AUGCCUUCGACGAAUCUACCAUCGAGUUUCGCCUCAGCCGCCGCCGGCCAAAACGCAAACGCGAGAGCCGGUCGAAAUGACGGCCGUGGAGCAAGCGGGGAAUGGGCUCGACGUGACGGCAGAAUUAACGGUACCCUGACCUUCCGCCGACCCUCGACGACUCCCGGCCAACCGUCCCAACCCGCAGCUUCUUCCGAAAAUGCUUUCGCCGCGUCAAACAUCGACUCCAGUGCGAUCCCGCAGACCCCGGGCGCCAGCAGCUACGACCCGAAUUCCUCACAGUACCACAAGGACUCCAUCCUUAACCUGUACAGGAACGGCGCGGCGGAUUCAGACCCCUCCAGCGUGAUAGAACCGGGAUGGACUCCGGGACACACAAACGGAAACGCCACGCGGGGUUGGGGAAAGAGCAAUAACAACCACAACUCUCAGGACCCUUCUUCGUGCUGGAACUCGCGCGGCGACAGCCAUCCUGUCGGCGUCAACGGCAUGACUGACGAGGAGGAAAAGAUUUUCGCGUCAGAUGUCAACUCUCCUCUGAAGCCCCCGCUCCAGAAUAAGGAGGGAACCCAAGGGCCCGGACCUAAUGGACGAAAAGCUUCCCUGUCCCACGGUAGCGCUGCUGGAUAUGGGUUGUCAUCUCCAGUUUCUGCCUCCAGACCGGGAACGCGACGCCGCGAGACGACAGACACCUUCGGCGGCGGUCCCCUCGCUUCCCCUAGUGCGACGCGCUUUUCUCGCGACGACCCGGCGUUCCUGUUUGGCCGCAAGAACAACGACGUGAAGGAGCAGGAUGCGGGCGAAGAUGAUGGUGCUGGUCAAGCGCAGACGCAGGCUCAGAGCAAAGCACCCUUCGGCAACUUGACUAGGAGCAACACGGCCGGGAAUCCCACUAUGGGCGCAAACAUCAGCUCGCUCUGGGGCAACUCCCAGCCGGCGUCUGCUGGUGGAAUGGGUGGUGGUGGAAUGGGCAGCUUCGGUCAGUUCGCGCUGCCGACUCCCACUUCGACCAUCGGCUCCGGAGCUCGAGGUGGAAGCCGCUUCGCCAAUCUGAUCAACAAGGAGAGCAGCGAUAGUCCCGUCAAACCGAAUGAAGCCUCCACCCCCGACGCGGGUCUGUCCUGGCGCCCACGCAACCGCACCGACACCGACCCUUUUGCGGGAGACGACGGCCUGUCUGGCAGCGCAGCCCUGGGAGGCGCCCAAGACACGAGCCCCCCGGCGGCGAACCCGAACCCUGCUAGCAAUAUCGGCAUGUUCGAGACACCUGUCAAAGGCUCAACCGGUGAUUUUGGCAUGUCUGGGCUGAACCUCGGUCGCCAGCUGGAUCAGGAACCCGGCCCCCAGAGCCCUGCCGAGACCAACCCGUACCGCAGCCCCCCUGCUGAGCGCGGCGAGUCCCAAGAAGACGCCGGCGCCGACAAGCAACACGGUGCGGCUGCUGGUGCUGAGCACAACCCCGCCUUCAACUCGAUGCGUGGCUUCCCCACCCAUCCUUUCGACGGCAGCGAUCGCAGCCAAACCAGUAGCGCUGGCGCCCGAGCAGGCUAUGCAUCCGGCUGGCCAGUUCCUCUGUCGACCGGCACUCCUGAUAGAGAACGGGGUGGCUUCGGAGGUGUUUUCGGCAGCUCUCUGUUUAGCCCCAUGGGCGCUGAACUUCAGUCUCCCGGUCUGUCGAGCAUCGGAGGUGGCGUGUUCGGCCCUCCCAGUGCUGGUGGUCUUGGGGGAGCAGGAACCAUUGGCCGUAGCAAGCUGCAUUCCCUCUUUCCCCCGGCCAUGCAAGCUCAGAUGCAGGGCCACGAGCAGGAGAACCUCAGUGAUUCACUUCCUGACCUGCGUCAGGCUACAGCUCUGGGUGCCAUUGGUCGCAGUAACUUCGCCACUCAACCUCGCGACACGGGCAGUCCUUUGCGCAGUGGUCGCGGCGGCAUCUUUGAGGAGAUGUUCCCCUCCGACCCUACCCGCACCCACAGCGGCUUUGGAGGUUCUGACCUCUCUCAUUCGGCGGCUGCUGCUGUUGGACACCCCCAAUCCUUUACACCUGGAGCUUCCACCGGCGCCGAAUACGGCACGACCCAUCGCCAGAUGGUCAUGCCCGAUCGCAUGCGCUGGGUCUAUCUCGAUCCUCAGCAGCAAGUGCAAGGACCUUUCAGUGGAUUGGAGAUGAACGACUGGUACAAGGCCAACUUCUUUACGCCCGAUCUCCGAGUCAAGAAGGUUGAGGACCAUGAUUUCGAGCCACUCGGUCAGCUGAUCCGUAGGAUCGGAAACUCUAGAGAGCCAUUCCUCGUUCCUCAGAUCGGCAUUGCCCAUGGUCCUCCCACCCAGGCUGGUCCCUUCUCUCCUGGCGGCAGCACCGGCGUUAUUCCCCCUCUCAGUGGUGUCUUCCCUAGUUUCGGUAGAACCUUGACUGCGGAGGAGCAGAACAACCUGGAGCGUCGGAAGCAGGAGGAACAGCAGGCCAUGGCCCAGCAGCGGGAUUUCAUGAUGAGGCAGCAGGCUAUCACGAGAAUCCAGAACCAAGGCCCAGGUGGUGUCCCCGGUCUUCACCACCAGCACAGUGCUCACAGCCUGCAGAGCCAACCUAGCUUCGGCAGCAUCUCGUCUCCGAUCGGUGCUCAUCCUCAACAGCCCCCCAUCGGUGGCGGCGUUGGACCUACAUCCGGCUUCUUCGAUUCUGCCCCGCAGAGCGCCGCUCAGGCUCCAGUUGGCGCUGGACUGGAUCAUUUUCGUGAGGACGAGCUGGCAAACCUGAACCCUAGUGAGCGCCAAAUGCUUGCCAACGUUCAAGCCCCUACCAGCCUGUCGAGUAUUUUCCCGCAGCAACCCAUCGGCGCGCCCGCCAAUGACACCAACCUUCGCGGCAACCUUCCCAGCACCGAUGACCUGGACAAGGAUGAGGAGGGCUUCAGCGAACGUCUCAAGCAGUUUGAGGACCUUCGCGCCGAGCAUGAGGCUGAGAAGGCCCAGGAGCUGGCUCAGCAUGCGGAAGAGCAUGAUGACUAUGGAGCUUCCGCCCCGGGCCAUUCUAGUCACUCCGUGAUGCAGGAGCAGUCCAGGUCACCCGCUCCCGGUAUCAAGGAGAUUAUGGAGGAGGAGCAACAGCUGUCUCUGACUCAACAGGUCCAGAAGGCUCAGGCUGCUGCUGCCGCCGCCAAGAACGCCGCUGCUGGUCUCCCCAUGCCGUUCCCUCCCCCGCUGCCCGCCACUGGCACGCCUCUUCCGGCCCCUACCGCCCAGCGCGUCCGCUCCAACCUCCCGGAGCAGUACAACCGCUCCCAGACCGGAACGCCUGACACUGGAUCGGCCACUGAGCCGCCCCCGCUGGCUCCGUGGGCCAAGGAAGCCGCGAGCCGCAAGGGUCCCAGCCUGAAGGAGAUCCAAGAAGCCGAGGCUCGUAAGGCGGCCAAGGCUGAGGAGGUUGCUGCUGAGCGUCGCCGCCAAGCUCUCGAGCAAGAGGCCGCCGCUCUGAGGGAGCGCGAGAAGGCUGCCUCUUCCGCGACUGGCCUGCCCACGACUAGUACUUGGGGCAACGGAUCGCCGGUCGGAGCUGCCAGCCCUUGGACCAAGCCCGUCGCCACCAAGUCGACUCCCGGAACCAGCACUCCCGCCAAACAGAAGACGCUCGCCGAUAUUCAGCGCGAGGAGGAGGUUCGCAAGAUGAAGGCCAAGGAGAUUGCCGUCCAGACUGGCAUCGCGUCCGCCGCCGCCGCCGGCAAGCGUUAUGCCGACCUCGCCACGAAGUCUAACGCUGCUCCCGGUCUUGGUCAGCCGAAUGCUGGCGCCCCGCUCACUGGAACCGGCUGGGCUACCGUCGGAGCCGGUGGUAAGAUCAAGGCGCCCACCGGACCUGCGGCCCAGACCCGGUCUGUUAGCGCCGCCGGUGUCAAGCCCACCCCCGUUGUUGCGAAGCCAGUGUCCAAGCCUGUCGCCGCUCCCAUCGCCGCGCCUACUAAGACCGACAUGGCGAUGGAUGAGUUCAACAAGUGGUUGACUCGGGAGCUCUCUCGGGGCAUCACUGGUGUCGACAUUGACACUUUCGCCGCUACGCUCCUGAUUCUGCCGCUUGAGAACACCAUUAUCGCCGAUGCAAUUUACGCAAACUCAAAGACGAUGAACGGACAGCACUUUGCCGAAGAGUUCAUCCGUCGCAAGAAGCUCGCCGACAAGGGUGUGGUCGAGAAGCAAGGUACCGGCGGUGACAAGUCUGGCGGUUCUUCCAGCGGAUGGAACGAAGUCGCCAAGAAGGGCGGUCACAAGGAGCCUACCCCUACCGGCGAUGCCGGAAUCCAGGGUGCCGGCUUCAAGGUUGUGCCCACCCGCAAGAAGGCGGGCAAGAAGGUCUAG
Molecule: messenger RNA, 4347 nt
Organism: Colletotrichum karsti
Lineage: Eukaryota; Fungi; Ascomycota; Sordariomycetes; Glomerellales; Glomerellaceae
Product: GYF domain-containing protein
Exons: 4
Coding region: 1-4347 (1448 amino acids)
Molecular function (GO): protein binding
Source: RefSeq, a predicted model, not a curated record